AUGCGGCGGGGCUGGAAGAUGGCUCUGUCCGGGGGGCUACGGUGCUGCCGCCGUGUACUUUCCUGGGUGCCAGUGCUCGUUAUCGUCCUCGUCGUGCUCUGGUCCUACUAUGCCUACGUCUUUGAACUCUGCCUGGUGACUGUUUUGAGCCCAGCAGAAAAAGUUAUCUACCUCAUAUUCUACCAUGCCAUCUUUGUGUUCUUUACCUGGACCUACUGGAAGUCUAUUUUUACACUCCCACAACAGCCGAACCAGAAGUUCCACUUGUCCUAUACAGACAAGGAGCGCUAUGAAAAUGAAGAGAGACCUGAGGUCCAGAAGCAGAUGCUUAUUGAUAUGGCUAAGAAGCUUCCAGUUUACACAAGAACUGGGAGUGGAGCUGUAAGAUUCUGUGACCGGUGCCAUUUGAUAAAGCCGGAUCGCUGCCACCACUGUUCUGUCUGUGCCAUGUGUGUUUUAAAAAUGGACCAUCAUUGCCCAUGGGUUAAUAACUGCAUUGGAUUUUCCAACUAUAAAUUCUUCCUUCAGUUCUUAGCUUAUUCUGUUCUCUAUUGCCUGUACAUUGCUACAACGGUCUUCAGCUAUUUCAUCAAAUACUGGAGAGGGGAAUUGCCUGGUGUUCGCUCUAAGUUCCAUGUCCUUUUUCUCCUCUUUGUGGCCUGCAUGUUUUUUGUCAGCCUUGUGAUUCUCUUUGGUUACCAUUGUUGGCUUGUCAGCAGAAACAAAACCACCUUAGAGGCCUUCUGUACUCCAGUGUUUAUGAGCGGCCCAGAGAAAAAUGGGUUCAACCUUGGCUUCGUCAAAAAUAUCCAGCAAGUGUUUGGAGAUAAGAAGAAGUUCUGGUUGAUACCUAUUGGGUCUAGCCCUGGUGAUGGACACUCCUUCCCUAUGAGGUCUAUGAAUGAAUCACAGAACCCAUUGCUAGCAAAUGAAGAGCCCUGGGAAGAAAAUGAGGAUGACAACCGAGAUUAUCCAGAAGGAUCAUCAUCUCUUGCCGUGGAAACAGAAACAUAGCAGCUUUUACAUCUCCUGCA
Molecule: messenger RNA, 1034 nt
Organism: Budorcas taxicolor (takin)
Lineage: Eukaryota; Metazoa; Chordata; Mammalia; Artiodactyla; Bovidae
Gene: ZDHHC15
Product: zinc finger DHHC-type palmitoyltransferase 15
Exons: 11
Coding region: 1-1014 (337 amino acids)
Biological process (GO): protein targeting to membrane; synaptic vesicle maturation; peptidyl-L-cysteine S-palmitoylation
Cellular component (GO): endoplasmic reticulum; Golgi apparatus
Molecular function (GO): protein-cysteine S-palmitoyltransferase activity
Source: RefSeq, a predicted model, not a curated record